Messenger RNA from Aspergillus campestris IBT 28561, 1356 nucleotides. RefSeq lists its product as uncharacterized. The transcript has 2 exons. NCBI's taxonomy places the organism in Eukaryota, Fungi, Ascomycota, Eurotiomycetes, Eurotiales, Aspergillaceae. The record is from RefSeq and is a predicted model, not a curated record. Bases 1 to 1356 code for a protein of 451 amino acids.
AUGGUGUUCCCGGCCCAGCAGCUCUCCGCCACCUCGUCGCUGAUCCAUGGGCCUCCUCCCGCCGGUAGCCAGAAGACCGCAUCAUCCGGUCCUAGUACGACGGUCGCUGAGUGUCAACCGAUCGAUAGGCCUGGGGGUAACCCGGCUCCACAAAGCACUGGAGAGCACCGCGCUCCGUUCCAGUUUACACAUAGACCUCAACACCCUCGCGAGAAACAGCAGAGCCGUUAUCUCGACACUGUCUCCUUAGACCCGCAUAGACUCCGACCGCGACACAAGCAUAAACACACCAAAUCCCGGGACGGCAUCCUACCACGGAGAAUGAAUCAAUUUGCGUCGAGCACAGGCGCGAGGGGAUUAUUGCAGACGUGGUCCGGUGGACGGGAGAAGGACACCGAAGCCGACAAUGCUCUGCUUCGGCCGAUGACCCGUGAAACAACUCGGUCGGGCUGGGGGUCGGACUCCACGGCGUUUGGUGCUGGCAGCAGAAACAGCAGCUUAUUCGAUGAGAUUGACAAUGGCCGUCACAUUGCUUCAGUCAAGCGACAGGACAUACAAUCAAUGGGGGACUUGGAGCAGGUGAGAGAUCGGCGGAAACAAGGUGAAGAAUAUCUACGGACUGCCUUGUCGUUGAUUGGAACCCUUGCGACUGAUAUCACCCGUCGGCUGGAUUAUACGUACUACAACUUGCUUGAGAAGAUUGCGGCUUUGAAUGCAACCGUCGCUUCAUUCCAAGAAUUGUCCAAUUCCACAUCGACUCUGUUCAAUGACUUUGAAAGAGAAACGACCAAUCUGGAACAUGAGGUCCGCAAGCAGUUUGGGGAGUUGAAUGAGUUCCAGCCGCAGAUACAAAGGAUAGAGUCGUUGGAGGAGCGCAUGCGAGUCGGUCGGGUGAAGGCCGAGGCCCUCAACGCGAAGCUCGAAGAAAUGCGGGACGAAGUACAUCGCUGGGAAGAGAAAGAGGUAGAGUGGCAGACGCGAGUCACGAAACGCCUUCGCAUUAUCUGGGGGCUGGUUCUAUCAGGCGUGCUCGCGUUCAUGAUAGCAUGUAUCAUUCAGAUCUGGCCGACUGCGGUGUCCCAGGGGACCAACAUGUCGCCGCUGGCAGAGGUGCUAACUAAUCAUUCCACGUCUCUACUUUGGCAAGCGCAAGGGCAAAAUAUCGCGAAGCCUAUAUUGUUAGGCGAGGAUACCAGACAGGAAAGUGAUUAUCUGUCUCUCCACCCAUCCCGUCUUGCACCGCACCAGAGCAGUCACCAAGUCAGUGUGUCAAAUAAGGCUGCCUCGUCGACCGAUUCAGACCAGAGUGCGGAGACAAUUGACUCAAGCUUCUCGAGAAUUCUUGAUGAACUCUGA